CCUAAAGCAAUUUGAUUAUAAUUCAAUUCAUGACGAUCAUAAGUAGAAAUCUCAUAUUCUUCGGUCAUUGAUAAGCAAUUCGUUGGACAAUACUCAACGCAAUUUCCACAAAAAAUACAGAUUCCAAAAUCAAUACUGUAACUAAGUAACCGUUUCUUUCGAAUAUCAGUUUCUAGAUUCCAAUCAACAACUGGUAAAUUUAUAGGCAUACACGAACACAUACUUCACAAGCAAUGCAUUUAUCAAAUUCAAAGUGGAUUCGGCCCCGGAAAUGCUCAGCUGUAAUGAACUUUUCAUAAGGAUAUUGAAUAGUUAUAGGUAAACAAUUUGCGUGAGAUAAGGUAAUCAUGAAACUUUGACCAAUGUAUCUUGCAACUCGGAUGGUUUGUUGACCAUAAUUCAUGAACCCGGUUAUCAUGGGGAACAUAUCUAUAAUAGCAAUGAAUAAUUUUCUUUCUCUUGUUUGAGAUAAGUCGUGAAUGUCAAAAAGUAUUCCUUUUUUUCCUUUUUAUAGUGAAAGGAGUUGGGAAGAGGUUGUUAAUAAUAGAUUACCGAGAGAGAUAGGUAAAAGAAAUUUUCAUCCAAGAUUUAAUAGUUGAUCCAUUCUUAGUCUAGGUAAAGUCCAUCUUGUUGUGAUAGAGAUGAACGAGAACAAAUAAGUUUUAACCGAUUGUUAUUCCAAAGACUCUGCCCACGUUAUUUAUUUCAAAAAAUUCAGUCAUGAAUAUGUACAAAAUAAAGAUAUUCCAACCGCCCAAGUAAAGAACGGUUACAAAUAAUGAAGAAAUUAAUAAGUUUAGAUAGGAAGCAACAUAAAAUAAACCAAAUUUGAUACCCGAGUAUUCCGUUUGAUAACCUGCUACUAAUUCUUCUUGUCCUUCUGGUAAAUCAAAGGCAAUCUCUCGCAUUCUGCUAGGGAAGAGAUUAAAGAAAUAAUAAAUCCUAUAGGUAGACGCCACAAAUUCCAACCCCAAAAACCAUAUUUUUAUUGUGCCUCAAAUAUAUCAACUAUACUUGAAUUGUUAGAUAAUCAUAGUCGGUGAUAAUAUCACUAUUCCCAUUGCUAUUACAGAACUGUACAUGAGAUUUUCACCUCAUACGACUCCUAUAAGUAGGGGUGGCUACACGGUCCGGUUCGGUUAAAUUGGCCCAAAUUGAUUUGGUCCCGGUCCGGUCUUUUUGGGAGUAUAAGGACCAAAGAUGGGAUUGGAUACAGUUCGGUCUUGACCCGGUCUGGUCCCAAUUUGGUCUUGAUUUUAGAUUGAGUUUGUGGAGAUUUGAGUGGCCUGAGGCCUCAAAGGGUGAGGAGUUGGUUAAGUUUUGGGUGUUGGGGUCUCUUAUCCGGUUUUUGAUCCGGUCUCAAACGAUUUUUUACCUCAAAUCUAAGCCCGAAUAUGAGAUUGGAUUGUUUGCUAUCCGGUCCCAGUCCGGUCCCGGUCCGGGUUAUACGGUCCGAUUUCGGGUAAAACCAAACAGUCCGGACCAAAUAGCUAGCCCUACCUAGAAGGCCAUAAAAAAUAUAAAUCGGACCAGAUUCUUUUUUUUUAUCUUGUAUCUUGAUCUGUUUGUACGAUAGAUAGGAAAAAAUCUAUUGGACAUUCCAAAAAUUCGAACAAUGAAACUCAAUCGGUAAGAAUAACUUCUGAAUUGAUCUCAUCCUUUAAGAUAAGAACUUCAUCGUAAUAUGUUUUUCUUUCUUGAGUAAUAACUUAAAUCCAUCAAUAAAAUACUCUUUGUAACAAUAUUAAUAGCUAUCUCAACUUAUGGUUUUCACGUACCAAUUUUUUUAUUGCAUUAGUUCAUAAAUUAUUACACGAGUUUGAUCUUAUCAAUAUAAAUAAGCUAAGCUAACAAAUAAGAGAUUGGAUAGAGCUCUCUGCUCCCAGGCUUGGAUCGAAAGAUUCCCUGACACGCUGAUCAAGCAUUUUACAGAUCAGGGAUCAGAUCAUCGAGCUCUAAUUCUCUCUGAUAAACCAUACGUAAGAAAUUGUUGUCCUGUAUUCCGGUUUGAUGCUCGUUGGGUAGAGAAUCCGGAAGUUAAGGCCAUGGUGAAUUAUGUGUGGUUCGAGGAGGUCCACGGCACCCCUAUGUAUCAGUUAUGGGAGAAGUUGAAAAAGCUUUGCCAUCUACUCUAUGAUUGGAGUAGAGCGGACACUACUAACUCGCUCAGGAAUAUUAAAACUCUUCAAUAUGAAAUUGAUCGGGUUAAGCUCUGACAUCCGAUUAACGGGGAGGAAGUUAGGGUGUUGGAAACAGAGCUGAACCGGCAGUGGGAAGCAUAGGAAGCUUAUUGGCAGCAGAAAUCCAGGGUCCGUUGGCUCAAGAAGGGAGAUCAAAACUCCUCAUACUUUCAUACGGUCACCCGAGCCCGACGGAAACAUAAUUUUGUUUCGGGACUUCACAAUGAGGAGGGAGAAUGGAUUACAGAGGAACGAGGGAAGGUUGAUAUUGCAACGGAUUUUUAUCAACGCUUCUUUACCUCGGAGAAUCAUGUUCAUAACAUGGACUUAGGAUUGCUAAUCUUCCGAUUGAGUGUAAGGUUUCUGCGGAGAUGAAUGAUUCCCUUACGACGGAAGUCCUCCCUGAAGAAAUUCGUAAAAUCAUUUUCGCUCUGGGAUCUAAACAGGCCCCAGGAUUGGAUGGGUUCACGGGGAAUUUUUUUAAAUCUUUCUGGGAUAUAGUGGGUGCCUCGGUGAUUGAGGCGGUUGGGGACUUCUUUUGCACGAGCAUACUGCUCCGUAGCUUCAAUCACACCUGGCUUACGCUGAUCCCUAAGGUGGAUAAUGUUGAAAAUAUGACCCAGCUUUGGCCAAUUAGUCUCUGUCAAUUUGUGUACAAGAUCAUUACUAAAAUUAUGGCAGAAAGACUUGCUCAGUUCUUGUUCCUUAUCAUAUCAGAGGGUCAAAAUGCAAUUAUCCGCGAACGUCAAAUUGUGGAGAAGAUUUUGCUCGGGCACGAGUUAAUGCAUUAUCUUAAAAUCAAAAAGUAAGGAAAGAGAGGGUACAUGGCUCUAAAGGUUGACAUGGAAAAAGCCUAUGACAGAGUUGAAUGGCCGUUUCUUCUUGCAGUUUUGAGAAAGUUAGGUUUUAACUCGGUCUAGUGUGGUUGGGUUCAGGAAUGCCUUCAGUCAGCCUCUUUCUCGGUGCUCGUGAAUGGAACCCCGACUGUCUUCUUUACUUCGUCUCGUGGCCUAAGGCAGGGUGACCCAUGAUCCCCAUUGCUUUUUGUGCUUUGCACGAAAGGUUUAGCGGCACUCCUCCGACAGGUUAUCACGAUGGGUAAACUGGAAGGGGUAAAGGUAGCUCCGAGGGCUCCGAGGAUCUCGCAUCUCUUUUUUGCGGAUGAUUCUUAUUUGUUCCUUAGAGGCUCUUUAAGUGAGUGUGAAAAUCUAAUCGAGGUUUUAAACACUUACGAAGAGCUUAGUGGACAAAGGGUUAAUCUGGGCAAGUCGGCAGUUUGUUUCAGUAAAAAUCUCUCGUUGCCUGAUCAGGACUUCCUCACCGCUGUAUUGGUGGUUGGAGCAGUUGGGGUCCAGGAUAAGUACCUGAGGCUACCAACGCUGAUAGCGCGUUCUAAGAUGGCCACUUUUCGGUUUCUGGAGGAAAAGCUGUUAAACAGGCUUUAGGGGUGGAAGCAGAAGACUUUAUCUUGGGCGGCUAAGGAGACUUUGAUCAAAUCAGUCGCCUUAGCCUUACCUCUUCACGUGAUGUCCUGUUUUAAACUUCCACUUUCCUUGUGCCGGCUUCUGGAUAGGCACGUGGCUAGAUUCUGGUGGGGAGUGGAAGGGGGACACUCCAAAAUGAGAUGGAUAUCCUAACGUAAUAUGUGCACUAGUAAUAAUGAGGGGGGCAUGGGAUUCCGCCGAUUUGAACAAUUUAAUCAGGCUUUGUUGGCUAAAAUUGGGUGACAAAUCCUGUCUGAACCCCAGUCGCUGCUGGCACAAGUCUAUAAAGGGAAGUAUUUCCCUCGCGGGACUUUUCUAACAGCUAUGGCCAGGUCUUGUCCAUCGUGGGGUGGCAGAGUACCAUUAUGACCGUCAAUUGCUUCAACGUGGUCUCCGUUGGCAGAUUGGCAAUGGGCGGACUGCUUCUCUCCUCUCUUCUAGUUGUAUUCCUCUUCUUCAUCAUGAUGCCCCGGUAUAUAACCCGCAAGUUCUUUCAGUUGAGGGUGAACCGAUGGUAGACUCAGUUAUAUGCCAAGGUGAGGGGAAAUGGUGUGAUGCGAAGCUUCAACAAUGGUUUGACCCAACAGUAGGCCGGGCAAUUAAGGCUAUCCCCCUACCUUGUGGGAAUAUGGAGGAUAGGUUAAUUUUGCAUAUGACCUUUGAUGGGAUCUUCACAGUUAAAUCGGCCUACCACCUUGCGGUCUUGCUCGACAAACAGGAUGGUAGGUGGAGGACGAAGGUUAGCUGGAUGGAUAAAUCGAGUUGGAUACGGCUGGGGGAUGCUAAUCUUCCCCCAAAGCUCAAAGUUUUAUGUGGCAAGUGUUCCUUUGCAUCCUUCCGACAAUAGAGGCGUUGAUUGAGAAAGGUGUUCGGGUCCAGCCUCGUUGUCCUGUCUGCUGGGCGUAAAAGGAAACAAUGGAGCACCUGUUCUUGGAUUGUCCAGUAGCGAGGGCACUCUGGGAUCAGGCGGGCCUUGAGCAUCUUGGUCAGGGGUUGCCAAGGCAUACCUUCCCUCUGUUUAUGAAGAAGUUGAUGAAUGUCGUUCACCAUCCUCAUUUAUUCAUGGUUGUUGUAGUUGUCCUGUGGCGGAUUUGGAAGUCUCGUAAUUGGGUGGUCUUUCAGAGCAAACAAUUCGAAUUCCAUCACUUUUGCGACAGUAUUAUCAACAGUAUCCGGAAUGGAUGAGGCUCCCUGUUGACCGAGUUCAGCAUCCCUGCAUGCCUAGUGUUUCGUCUGGUUUGACCGUUGUGUUGCAGACUGUUACCUGUCAGUGGAUGGCGCGACAAAGGCUGGUUCGCAUGCGGCCUGAGGGAUUGUGAUUAAUGAUCUCGUCGGGAACGUACUUCUGGCUCGUGGAAUUCAGUUGCCCGAUACGGAUGACCCUUUAGUGGCAGAGAUGUUGGUUCUUCGGGAAGCGGUGGUGUGAUGUCUGGAAUUGGGGUUUCCAGCAGUUUGCUUCCAAGGUGAUGUCGAGGUCAUUAUUGAUAAACUUAAUCAGCGGGAUGCGAGGGAUGAUCGGGUUGGGGUUGUUCUUGAAGAACUCAUUCGGGUGUUUACGUGUCAUAGUGCGUUUAGUGUUCGCUUUGUAGGUCGGAGUAACAAUAGGGUAGCCCAUUUGGUGGCUAGAAAGGCCCUCGCUUUGUACCCGACUGGUUGUCGAUCUUUUGAUUUCCAAGCCUGGCUGGUAUCCAAGAUGUAAUAUCUUUUUCUCCAAUCAAUAUAUCUGAUUAUCUUUUGUAAAAAAAAAAAGAUAUAAGAUAUAGGUAAGAAGAAAAAAAAUCUCUUUUUUCCUUCCUAUUCUUCUUUCUGAAAAAAAGGAUUAUUUCGUU
Messenger RNA from Linum trigynum, 5493 nucleotides. Lineage: Eukaryota; Viridiplantae; Streptophyta; Magnoliopsida; Malpighiales; Linaceae. The record is from the annotation of a GenBank genome assembly.